GUUGAGACUUGGGAUAUAGAGGUUUGUGGGAGAAGUGAAGAAACUGUGCAAGUUGGUGUUGGUUUUGUUGACAAGUCAAGGGUUUUGUGAUUAUGGAACCUCUCAAUGGUAUUGAUAAGUCGAGGGUUUUGGAUGUGAAACCUCUGCGUACUCUGACGCCUGUGUUCCCAACCGGCGCUCAGGCCCCUAACUUUGGUUGCAUGCCUCCCUUUGGCCAUACCCCUAAUGGGUUUUCGCCCUUUUUCCCAUUUAGUGCACCACCACAAGCCCAAGCCACUCAACACUCACCUGAUCUCAAUCAUGUGAAUCCCCCCGCAAUGCAAACACCAGCUGGUCCCAUGCCGGCUCCACUUCGGUCAUAUAGAGCCCCCAACCCGUCUGGAGGACUGCCCCAUGACUUUCCGGAGGAGUCCAAUGGAGACAGGGAGUCGUCAAUGGGCGAUGAAGAUGGGUAUUUUGAUGGUCAUAAGGACGUGGCUGGGUCUAGUUCAUCUCGGAAGAAGACCACCAGAGGUUCAUAUCGUAAGAAGGUUAGGAGAAAUGGAGAUGCUGAUGCAGUAGUCUUAGGAUCGAGCGUGAACUUUGUUUCUGUGAUCAGUCCAGCUCAGCUGGAAGAUGGUAACAGGGACUUGGUAAAUUAUGUACUCAUGAAUUUUGAUGCGAUCCGGAGAAGGAUUUGCCAGAUUGAAGAUACCAAGGAAAAGAACACCGACUCCAUUAAGCGUGCAGAUUUAAAAGCUGGCAAUAUUGCAAUGACCAAAAAGGUUCGAACAAACAUGAGGAGGAGAAUUGGACCUGUCCCCGGAGUUGAGAUUGGGGACAUUUUCUUUUUCCGAAUGGAAAUGUGUGUGGUGGGAUUACAUGCUCCAUCAAUGGCUGGUAUUGAUUACAUGACUCUCAGGGGUGAUUUGGAAAAAGAUCCCAUAGCCUUGAGCAUUGUAUCUUCAGGAGGCUAUGAGGAUGACACAGAUAGCAGUGAUGUAUUGAUAUACAGUGGUCAGGGUGGAAUUACUAACAGCAAAGAUAAGCAGGUGGCUGUCACUGAUCAGAAGCUUGAAAGGGGCAAUCUCGCUCUUGAGAGAAGCUUGCAACGUGGCAAUGAAGUAAGAGUGAUUCGAGGGUUGAAAGAUGAUACUACUCCUAACUCCAAGGUCUAUAUCUAUGAUGGCCUCUACAAGAUCCAAGAGUCAUGGACAGAGAGGGGGAAAUCUGGUGGCAAUAUGUUCAAGUACAAGCUAGUGAGGGUGUCUGGACAGCCUGAUGCCUUUUCAGUUCUGCAAACAAUCCGAAAGUGGAAGGAUGGUUUUUCAUCAAGGGCUGGACUUGUUCUUCCAGACCUCACUUCAGGUUCUGAACGAAUACCUGUUUCCCUUGUAAAUGAAGUUGAUAACGAGAAGGGGCCUGCUUAUUUCACGUAUCUCCCUUCGCUCAAGUAUUCCAAAUCUUUCACUUUAACGCAGCCUAGUUUAGGUUGCAAAUGCCGUAAUGCAUGCCUCCCAGGUGAUAUGAAUUGCUCUUGCAUUCAGAAAAAUGAAGGUGAAUUUCCUUACACUGGUAAUGGGAUUCUAGUCAGCCGUAAACAGUUGGUCUAUGAAUGUGGUGCCUCAUGUCCAUGCCCUCCUAACUGCAAGAACCGGGUAUCCCAAAGUGGUGUAAAAGUGCGCUUGGAAGUGUUUAGGACAAAGGAUAGGGGCUGGGGCCUACGGUCAUGGGAUCCUAUUCGUGCUGGUGCUUUUAUUUGCGAGUAUGCUGGUGAAGUUAUAGAUGAAGCAAAAUUCAAAAAUAAAGGGGACGAAGGCGAAAUUGAUGAGUAUGUUUUUGAUACAAGGCGCAAUUUUGACUCCUUCAAGUGGAAUUAUGAACCUGGCUUACUAGAUGAGGAGAGUCCUAAUGAUUCUGUCGAGGCCUAUAGCAUCCCAUAUCCCCUGAUCAUAAGUGCCAAGAAUGCUGGGAAUGUUUCUCGUUUUAUUAACCACAGUUGUUCACCAAAUGUCUUUUGGCAACCAGUUCUGUAUGAACAGAACAAUCAGUCUUUUCUCCAUAUUGGGUUUUUUGCCAUCAGACACAUUCCCCCUUUGACAGAACUGACAUAUGAUUACGGGGUUUCAAUGUCUGGUGGAGCGGGCAAUAACAAUGGCCCCCAUAGGAAAAAGAAAUGCUUAUGUGGAUCCUCAAAAUGCCGGGGUUAUUUUGGCUGAUGGUUUCUGUAGUUUCUACAAACAGAGGAGCAUGGUACCAGCAAACAUGACACUGGUUAAAUUGUUUGGAAUUUUCACCAUGUUCAUAUGUCUCGGAACUUAGUGUAACUGUGAUUUCUAUUUUGUAUCUUUUAAUUUUUGAUUGUUUAGCUUGCAGGAUGCACCAUGUUUCCAGCAUGUAUCGAAACUUGACUUGUCUUUGAUUUUGUUGUUGUAUGUUUCCACAUUUGAUGUUUUAGGGUCUACCAGCAGAUACUUACGGUAUCAGUAAA
Molecule: messenger RNA, 2470 nt
Organism: Fragaria vesca subsp. vesca
Lineage: Eukaryota; Viridiplantae; Streptophyta; Magnoliopsida; Rosales; Rosaceae
Product: histone-lysine N-methyltransferase, H3 lysine-9 specific SUVH1-like
Exons: 1
Coding region: 93-2198 (701 amino acids)
Cellular component (GO): nucleus
Molecular function (GO): histone methyltransferase activity; zinc ion binding; protein binding
Source: RefSeq, a predicted model, not a curated record